GAGAGAGAGAGAGAGAGAGAGAGAGAGAGAGAGAGAGAGAGAGAGAGAGAGAGGCGCAGAGACACAUACGGUCACUGGAAUUCCAUCAGAAAAAAAAAGUGAGGCGAGCAGGGCUUAGCGGGUGAAGAUUUUUCUAAUCCUUUCUUCAUCUUGGUGAGAAAGAAGCGACUCCACUCUCUUCUGACCGAAGCUCCUAUUGGAUCGUUUCUUGGCUUAACCACCCGUUUUGGGAUUUCUUUCGGUUUUUGCAUUUUAUUGCGACCCCCUAGCCAGUUCCAACCCUCUUUCUCCAAUCCUCUAUUCUCUCGCCCCCUUGCAUUCUCUAACCCCGUUCCUCUCAUUUGGAAGGGCUCUGGAAUAGUACUGGCUGUGAUUCGCGCAUCCCCGGAGAAGGGCUAAAGAGACGUCUAACCGAAGGACCGGGGUAUCGUUUUUCUCCCCCCUCUAUUUAUUUUAUUUCUUUUUGGGGAAGGGGCCAACGAGAGACACCCCAGCAGCACUGCCUUUACUCCCCCCCCCAACACCCCUUUUCUGCCAGUGGAGAGAAUAGCAGGGACACAAGAUCGUCAUCUGGUGGAAUAUCUAGGAUCACCGCAUUGGAUUUGGGACUGAUUAUUGCUGUUUGACUAUUAUUGUUAUUGGUUGAGUGAUUUUUUGUUUUUUGUUUUUUUAAGCCCAGGAGGGAAAGGGCAAAAACUGUUGGAUUUAUUUAACAUGAUCUUAGCAAACACCUUUUGCAUCCUCUUCUUUUUGGACGAGUCCCUGCGCUCCCUGGCCAGCCCCUCCUCCCUGCAGGGCUCAGAGCUCCACGGCUGGCGGCCCCCUGUAGACUGUGUCCGGGCAAAUGAGCUGUGUGCAGCUGAGUCCAACUGUAGCUCCAGGUACCGCACCCUGCGGCAGUGCCUGGCUGGCCGGGACCGGAACACCAUGCUUGCCAACAAGGAGUGCCAGGCAGCCCUCGAAGUGCUGCAGGAAAGUCCCUUGUAUGAUUGUCGGUGCAAGAGGGGCAUGAAGAAGGAGCUGCAGUGUUUACAGAUCUAUUGGAGCAUCCACUUGGGGCUUACAGAGGGAGAGGAAUUUUAUGAAGCCUCACCCUAUGAGCCUAUCACCUCCCGCCUCUCAGACAUCUUCAGGCUUGCUUCAAUCUUCUCAGGGACAGGGGCAGACCCGGCCAUGAGCGCAAAGAGUAACCACUGUCUAGAUGCUGCCAAGGCCUGCAACCUGAACGAGAACUGCAAGAGGCUGCGCUCAGCCUACAUCUCCACCUGCAAUCGCGAGGUCUCAAACUUUGAACGCUGCAACCGCCGCAAGUGCCACAAGGCCCUGCGCCAGUUCUUCGACAGGGUGCCCAGUGAGUACACCUACCGCAUGCUCUUCUGCUCCUGCCGGGACCAGGCCUGUGCGGAGCGCCGCCGGCAGACCAUCCUCCCCAGCUGCUCCUAUGAGGACAAGGAGAAGCCCAACUGCUUGGACUUGAGGAACCUGUGCCGGACGGACCACCUGUGCCGGUCCCGGUUGGCAGACUUCCAUGCCAAUUGUCGUGUCUCUUACCAGACAACGACCAGCUGCCCUUCAGACAACUACCAGGCAUGUCUGGGCUCCUAUGCAGGCAUGAUUGGGUUUGAUAUGACACCAAACUAUGUGGACUCCAACCCUACCAGCAUUGUGGUAUCCCCUUGGUGUAGUUGCCGAGGGAGUGGAAACAUGGAGGAAGAGUGUGAAAAGUUCCUGAAAGACUUCACAGAGAACCCAUGUCUCAGAAAUGCCAUCCAGGCCUUUGGUAAUGGAACGGAUGUGAAUGUGUCCCCCAAGAAUCCUCUGUUCCAUGCUACUCAGUCUCCUAGGAUGGAGAAGACCCCAUCCUUGCCAGAUGAUCUCAAUGACAGCACCAGCCUGGGGACUAGUGUCAUCACUACCUGUACAUCUAUCCAGGAUCAGGGACUGAAAUUCAACAAGUCCAAAGAGCUGAGCAUGUGCUUCACAGAGCUCACCACGAACAUCGUCCCAGGAUCCAAUUUUGUGGGAUCUCCUGACUCAGUGGAUGGCCAGCCCAGACCUGUGAUCACUCUGACUGCAGUCACCUUCCUAUUGCUGACGCUGGCAUUGUAGGCAACCAGGAGGACCGCAGCUGAAGAUUUCCAAAAGUUACAAAACACAACACACACAGACACAGACACAGACACAGACACAGACACAGACACAGACACACGCAGACACAGACACACGCAGACACAGACACACAGACACACACACAAGAACCUGCCUGACAAAAUGGAAACAGACAUAUGUACAGACACAGACACACACAUCAACACACACAUUCCUUGCAAAAAAAAAAAAAAUAAAUUCACCUUGUCUCUGAACUCAUCUCCUCUCAGCUUUCUGCUCUGGAGAAUUUUUUUCUAAAGCAAACAGACAAAGCUGGUGAUUGGCCUGAGAGCUGGCACUGGAUGCCCCCGGCAGUGGGGGAGGGCAGUUGGCUCUCAGAAUGCCCUUUGCAUUUUUCUCAGCAUUUCCUUUCUUCCUCCCUUUGUGGAAACAAGAGACAAAGGUGAUUCCGUGAAGCACUUGACUCUGGAAGGACCGGAAGCUGUGGCCGGAAGAGGCUUGAGGGAGAUGUGCUCCUCGUACAUUUCUACUUUUGGAACUUGCCCAUGGGACCAAAUUCAGCAGCCUGGCAUCAGUGUGUUUGUGGCCACUGAGGCUGGUGGCCGCCAGGGGAACCAGCUCAGCAGCCUUUAGCAUUUCCUCAUGGCGCCUUCAAGAACCGUCUUUUCUUUCCCCCUCUUUUCUCUUCCCCCCCCAACUCUCAUACCUUCAGAUAUCUGUGAAGGAGGGGUGUGUGUGUGUGUGUGUGUGUGUGUGUGUGUGUGUGUGUGUGUGUG
This is a messenger RNA of Dromiciops gliroides (monito del monte), 2885 nucleotides long. RefSeq names its product GDNF family receptor alpha 2 (gene GFRA2). Gene Ontology annotation, biological process: nervous system development. Gene Ontology annotation, cellular component: external side of plasma membrane; signaling receptor complex. The transcript has 9 exons. Lineage: Eukaryota; Metazoa; Chordata; Mammalia; Microbiotheria; Microbiotheriidae. Gene Ontology annotation, molecular function: signaling receptor activity. The record is from RefSeq and is a predicted model, not a curated record. Bases 715 to 2109 code for a protein of 464 amino acids.